Molecule: messenger RNA, 1382 nt
Organism: Mercurialis annua (annual mercury)
Lineage: Eukaryota; Viridiplantae; Streptophyta; Magnoliopsida; Malpighiales; Euphorbiaceae
Product: putative anthocyanidin reductase
Exons: 6
Coding region: 117-1220 (367 amino acids)
Molecular function (GO): oxidoreductase activity, acting on the CH-OH group of donors, NAD or NADP as acceptor
Source: RefSeq, a predicted model, not a curated record
AUUGUUUCAUUCAUUUAUUUUAAGUAAAAGAAUUGGCAAGGAGAAUCAGCUGCCUAAAUUCUGCCACUUAAUUAUAUCAGUCUAAAUAAUUAUUUAUACACAAAUGAAGAUCAUAGAUGCAUAUAAUAUGUAUAUAUAUGUAUUUAUAUAUAUCUAGUCUUUGCUUUAUUUCCUGCAAAUACAAAAUGAAUGAAAAUAAAUUAGGUGCAGCUGCAUACUGUGUGACUGGUGCAAAUGGAUACAUAGGAUCAUGGUUGGUGAAGCUUCUUCUUCAAAGAGGUUAUAUGGUUCAUGCUACUGUUCGUCAUCCUGCAAAAUCACUACAUCUAUUGUCACAAUGGAGUGGAGUUGACAGAUUGAGACUGUUCAAAGCUGAUUUGCAAGAAGAAGGCAGCUUUGAUGAACCUGUAAAGGGCUGCCAUGGUGUAUUCCAUGUUGCAGCAUCAAUGGAAUUUGGUUCCGAAACGAACAGCAACACUGAGUACAUUCAGUCAAAUAUUAUUGAUCCUGCGAUUAACGGAACGCUGAACCUUCUAAAAUCAUGCUCGAAAUCUGAAUCCGUGAAACGGGUUGUUUUCACAUCCUCCAUUAGUACACUAACUGCUAAAGACAGCGAUGGGAACUGGAGAGAUGUAGUCGAUGAAACUUGCCAGACUCCGAUAGAUCAUGUCUUGAACACGAAAGCUAGCGGAUGGGUUUACGUGCUCUCCAAGCUUGUUUCAGAAGAAGCAACUUUCAAAUAUGCAAAACAGAAUAAUAUCGAUCUUGUUUCGGUAAUAACAACUACUGUUGCUGGUGCAUUUCUUACUUCAACUGUUCCAUCAAGUAUUCAAGUUCUCUUAUCUCCAGUAACAGGCAACUCCGAGUUUUAUUCCAUAUUAUCAGCAGUGAAUGCAAGAAUGGGUUCUAUAGCAUUAGUCCACAUUGAAGACAUAUGCAAUGCACAUAUAUUUCUAAUGCAGCAUAGUAAAGCAGAAGGUAGAUACAUAUGCUGUAAAAAUAGUUAUCUAAUGACUGAAUUAGUUGAUCAUCUUGCCGAGGAGUAUCCUUGCUCGAACAUUCCAAGGUAUGUCAGGGGAAAAGAAGGUCGCAUACCUUCUGAGAUUUCUUCAAAGAGAUUAAGAGAACUCGGGUUCACUUACAAGCAUGACAUUAAAGAUAUAGUUCGUGAAACUAUAUCAUGUUGCAUCGACUAUGGAUUGCUACCGCGUAUUCGAUAGUAAAGAGAAGUUAAUGUUAGAAACUCAUGAUAUAUGAACAUAGACAGGAAAAAAUGCUCAAACAAUGUGUCUAUGGUUUUACUGUAUAUAAGCAAAGCCUGAGGUGACCGUAUGAACAUAUUUAAGUUACUACAUUGAACCAUAUGAACAUUUUACCGAACA